This is a messenger RNA of Pristis pectinata (smalltooth sawfish), 591 nucleotides long. It is a transcript of the gene lsm5, whose product is annotated as LSM5 homolog, U6 small nuclear RNA and mRNA degradation associated. The transcript is spliced from 5 exons. Lineage: Eukaryota; Metazoa; Chordata; Chondrichthyes; Rhinopristiformes; Pristidae. Gene Ontology annotation, molecular function: RNA binding. Bases 97 to 369 code for a protein of 90 amino acids. Gene Ontology annotation, cellular component: U4/U6 x U5 tri-snRNP complex; Lsm1-7-Pat1 complex; U6 snRNP. Gene Ontology annotation, biological process: mRNA splicing, via spliceosome. The record is from RefSeq and is a predicted model, not a curated record.
GUCGCCUGACCCGCAUGCGCAACGUAGGCCGCUCCUGAUUGGUCGCCACGUUUCAUUUGGUUGGUUGAAGCGAGGCCUCGCUUUACCUUGGAGAAGAUGGCGCUGAACUCAACGAACCCGUCGCAGUUGUUACCGCUGGAACUGGUGGACAAAUGCAUUGGCUCGCGCAUUCAUAUUGUCAUGAAAAAUGACAAAGAAAUUGUAGGAACGCUGCUAGGUUUUGAUGAUUUUGUCAACAUGGUACUUGAAGAUGUCACAGAGUUUGAAAUCACACCAGAAGGAAGAAGAAUCACAAAACUAGACCAAAUCUUGUUGAAUGGAAACAACAUAACUAUGCUUAUACCUGGUGGUGAAGGCCCUGAAGUAUGAAUGAAUCCUUCUGACUUUCAACUGUGAAAUUUUGAAUCUCUGGUUUUGAGUUUGUGCUUUGACCUUCUAAAAUUUAAUUUCAGCAGAAUUUCCAAAAGUUUGUUAAUAUUUUGUAUGUUGAGCAAAGAGUAGAUUGUCUCAGAAGAGGUGAAUCAUGACCAAGUGCAUGUAAAAUUUGAUUUUUUUUAAGAAAACAAUAAAAUGUUUUAAGUUAUAACUACA